AUGUCGGCCGGAUAUCGCUUUGAAGGGGGAAAUGUUUACAAUCAGUACCUCACGGAAACGAAUAUUGAGAGCCUGACAGCUACAGACUUUGUUAAUUUGACGCUUCUUAAUAGCAUAAUUCUCACAGAAAAUGAGAAACUGAGGACUAUUGAGCAAGGAACGUUCGAUAACUUAAUCGAAGUAACACGAAUUGAUGUGACCCACUCGCCACUUUUGAAAAACUUGGACCAAGGUGUUUUUGGAUACCUGCCGCACUUGAGUAGUUUGUCAUUUGAAAAGUGUGGUCUGGAAAGAAUACCCAAUCUGACGUCACUGGUCAACGAAAACUCUCUCAAGAAACUAGUAUUUUCCGAUAACAAGAUAUAUUCCCUGGAGCCGUACAGUUUCAGCACGUUCUCGUUCGAAAUCUACACACUAACCCUCUCAGGAAAUGACAUCUCGACAGUUCCUGGCAGGGUGUUUGCCGGCGCUAAGAUCACGGUCUUAAUCUUGUCCAAAAAUCCCAUUUCUGAGGUGGAUGACAACAUGUUUGAUGGCAUAGAGGGACUUCGAGAAGUGUAUUUGUCUGACACGAGCAUCAGCAGGCUGCCAACCAAGGGCUUGAAAGACAUCACUUUGUUGGACAUUCAGGGCACGCCAAAUCUCAAGCAUUUCCCGCCAUUAUUUCGUUUCCAGAGCAUCAGCACCGCUAAGCUGCACUACUUUAGCCAUUGCUGUGCUUUCUACUAUAACACCACAGAGAACACACACAUGGCUAAGAUGCACAACAUAACCGAGGCGGUGGAAGAUGUGGACUGUCCUACAAGCACCAGCCAGCCGGUUCGUUCUGCUUCGCCCUUUGAGUUCUUAGACAACCGAGAGGCGUCUAUACCGAGGGGUAGUCGAGAGAUACUGGAUGAAUACAUCCAGAGUGCUGUUGUCCCCCCGAAUAAGGAAUCCUCGAUGGGCCAUUCUUUCUUCAUUCCAGUAAACAACGAGUCGCUCAUGGCCGUUACGGGAGAACCGUUCAUUGGACCCUUCGGUGCAGACGACACGUCCGAUAUGGGAUUCCGUGAAGAGGUGGUGGAUCCACACGUAACGCAUGUCAUUUACGGUAGCACAUGUCACGACAUUGUCCCCAAGAACUACUCCAAAGUUAACUGUUCACCCCUACCAGAUCCGUUCAAUCCCUGCUCUGACGUCAUGGGGUAUCCAUUCUUACGGGUGAUAGUAUGGUUCAUUGCGAGUACAGCUAUGAUAGGCAACCUUGUUGUGAUGGUCGUUUUGAUAGCGUACAGGCAUAAGAUGACCGUGCCUAAGUUUCUCAUGUGCAACUUGGCAUUUGCUGAUUUCUGUAUGGGUAUUUACCUCUUGAUGGUUGCUGCCGUAGACGUACAUACUCUCGGUGCCUACUUCAACUACGCCAUAGACUGGCAGUUCGGUGCAGGCUGCAAGAUAGCUGGUUUCAUAUCGGUGUUCUCCAGCGAGUUGUCUGUUUUUACCCUAACUGUCCUGACGAUCGAGCGGUGGUACACAAUUAUUUAUGCGAUAGACUUAAACAAACGCAUUCGAUUACGACAGGCUGGUCGCAUCUUGCUUGGUGGUUGGUUCUUUGCAAUUGUCAUAGCCUCGUUGCCGUUCUUGGGUGUGGCUGGGUAUGGCGUUACGAGCAUGUGUCUGCCCUUCUACGUCAGGAAAACGGACAGCGCAGCCGCAGUUGCCUACGUCAUUUUUAUUUUGUUGUUUAACGCACUGGCCUUCAUAGUCAUCUGCGCAUGUUACAUCAAGAUGUACGUUACGGUAAGGAAUCCACAUUCUGCCAUGCAAAGGAAAGAUUCUAAAGUAGCCAAGCGAAUGGCGGUCCUCAUCUUUACUGAUUUGGCAUGCUGGGCUCCAAUCGCCAUCAACGGCCUCUCGUCAAUAUUUAACGGCAAGAACGCCCUACUCACCACCGACCAAACUAAAGUCUUCAUUGUCUUGUUCUAUCCAAUCAAUUCCUGCGCCAAUCCCUUCCUGUAUGCGAUCUUCACCAGAGCAUUUCGACGUGAUCUAUUCCUCCUGUUGGCAAAGCACGGCAUGUGCGAGAAACGCGCCAUGAAGUACCGGCCGACGUAUACCAGCAGCCCCCGCUCAAUGUCCCAGGUUAACUCCACUACAAUGCGUGACGUGUGCCCUAAGGGCUCCUCCCAUAGGGGUUCAUCAGCGUCUGUCAUGACGCAGAUUACCAGCGAUGCUCGCCCAUCUAUGGUGUCUUUCGACAAGGAGAGCCCGGAUAACAGCCCUAAAAUGAACAUUGAGCUUCAGUUUGUAGUCACUCCGGGAUCCUCACUUCAAAGCCAAAUCCCAGAGGAUACCAGUAUUUCAAACCAGUUGGAAGUUUCCCACUCACCAAAUACAGGCAGUAAGGCGGGUGGCAUCAAGAAAUUAAAUGAAUACUCCUACAUAUUGGAUGGGUUACCACCAGUACCGGAAGAGCAUAACAGUGACCGUCCGGAGCCCUCCUCUAAGCCGUUCCAGACUGAGCUGGACGACAAUCUCAAUCCGUGUCGACCGGGCAAUCCGCUUAUCAUCGAGCAUUGUGUGUCCGACAACUUUGUCGACAUGGAACCGGUCAACCGUGAAAGCUCUUCGUUACUUUCAUACGUAGCUGGCAAUGGUGACGUGGACGCAGCGUUAACCAAUGGCAACCGGACAGACAUUGGUAUCCAAUCAGUGACUCCCAAUGAUCAUGAAGUCAAUUCCAAGUUGAUACAGAUGAAUCUAACAAAAGCGGAUGACGUCGAAACUACUCUUUAAUUAACUUCGUGUUUAAGACGACUGCCCCGACGAAAACCAUACCAAAGAACUAUUAUGCUGGAUAUCUUCAAACGAUUAGGCCUAUCUGAAAACCACGAAAUGCACGUAAUCUGGUACCUAUCGGUGGUCAAGAAAUCACGUGCAAACUGAAGCCCAGUUCAUACAUCAUGUGAAUGCGAUGCGAAAUUGUGACGUCACAGUUUGACGUCACAGUGGACCAAUCAAAACAUAUCCAAUGAAAACAUUGUGUCCAAUAAAAUCACUGCUUCUAAAAAGCAAGAACCGGUCCUUGCGGAUAAAGACAGGGGGACACACUUUUACAAACACUUGAGGACGCUCCAUAUCCACAGUGAUGUACAAUUUCCAUUCCUUCUGUCCAUUGGCCAUCAAGGAUGCUGGCCUAAAUAGCAGUAGUUACGAAAGACCGAACAACGGUAAAUUUUAUGUACCGAGUCAAAAUUGUAAUAAUAGCACUCCAUUGUACACAAUAUUAUAGCCUAAUUUGCGACUACAAGUUCUCAAUUCAUUUGUGGAAGGUGUGUGUGAGAUGGUCUGCUCACCAUUAUGGAUUCGAGGUAUAAACAAAAUAUAGUUAUUGUUUGAUGCUACGUUUUAGUUAAUCAUUAUGCGACAUUAAUGGGCAUUCACAAGAAGAUAACAACAAAUGUAAAUAGUUGGUGACGUUAGAUUGUUCGAUUUUUGCAUCCAUUACACUUUUCUGUAAAGUAUUUAUAUCUGUAUCAGAUUCAAUACAAGGGAGGCAGGCAAUUUUUUCUUCUUUCUUUUAUUUUAGGUUUUCCCGUUUAUUUUUUUAAUACGAAUGCAAAAUUGGCCACCCAUUUGGCAAAAAUGACCGGAGAAACCUUGUGAGCAUAAACCUAGCAAAAGACGUGCAACAACCAGAAAGGAAAAAAACAAGUGUAGAUUUUUGAUUUUACCGGCUUGUUUACGGGUACACCAUGUUAUCUCUGUUGUUCCGAUGUUUGGUCUAUUUUAUUCUAACCGUCGUCUUUCUGGCAGGGGCCGUUUCAACAAAGAGCUAAGAUUGAUCCUCAAUGUGUAUAAAUGAAGUGUGACGUCACAAAUGUACAUGACAAUACUGACAACUCAUCUCAAGAUCAAUCUUUAAUAGUGCUUUGUGAAAUCGAGCGAAAAAUCGAGUGCAAGGAUGAAGUUUAGUUAAAAAAUAUAUCUAAAUACAUCAUGAAAAGCCUCAAAUCCUACAAAGAGCAGACUUGCUUAUCGGGAAGACUUCUUAGAAUAGAAUUGAGAUCAGGAGAUAUGAAUAAGUGACAGAUAUUAUUGUUGCAAAUAAUAGUUAGGCCUAAUGGCCUGACGUUUCGACCCUAGCAGAGUUUUUCUAGAAUAGAAGGCUAAAAGACAACACAAACCUGAACAGGUAACUAAGUGUCCUGCAGUCGAUUUCACGAAACGCUAGGAUUGAUCCUAUCUCGAGUUAGGACGAGU
Asterias rubens (European starfish) is the source of this 4242-nucleotide messenger RNA. RefSeq names its product follicle-stimulating hormone receptor-like. The transcript is spliced from 9 exons. Gene Ontology annotation, cellular component: membrane. Lineage: Eukaryota; Metazoa; Echinodermata; Asteroidea; Forcipulatida; Asteriidae. Gene Ontology annotation, molecular function: protein-hormone receptor activity; G protein-coupled receptor activity; protein binding. The coding region runs from base 1 to 2775 and encodes 924 amino acids. The record is from RefSeq and is a predicted model, not a curated record. Gene Ontology annotation, biological process: G protein-coupled receptor signaling pathway.